Messenger RNA from Sinocyclocheilus grahami, 4840 nucleotides. RefSeq names its product arf-GAP with SH3 domain, ANK repeat and PH domain-containing protein 1-like. Gene Ontology annotation, biological process: cell migration; positive regulation of GTPase activity. Gene Ontology annotation, molecular function: protein binding; GTPase activator activity. The coding region runs from base 225 to 3242 and encodes 1005 amino acids. Gene Ontology annotation, cellular component: focal adhesion; cytoplasm. The transcript is spliced from 26 exons. Lineage: Eukaryota; Metazoa; Chordata; Actinopteri; Cypriniformes; Cyprinidae. The record is from RefSeq and is a predicted model, not a curated record.
ACCGACUCUCUCUCACGCCACACGGCGGAACACAGAGAAGACCGAUACUUUCGCCUUUGGUCGCAGAUAUAAAACAACUUUUAAUUCCUCUGCUCUGGCGAUCACGCUCACUUCUGGAUAUAGAUGACUUUAUGGAGAUGCACUUUGCUUGAUCUUGAGGCGUUUGUUUUCACUAGUUUUGCUGGGAUUUUACGUUUCUCGGUUGGUACAGUCGGAAAAAAAACAUGCCGGAGAAAAUAAGUAUUUCGGAUUUUGUAUCUUUGGCGAAAGAGGACCUAUCGUCCCCGGUAAGCUCUGGAUUUCAGUCUAAAAUGAGCGACUGUCGGAGCACCGUGGCCGCGCUCGAAGAGUCUCUAGAGCAGGACCAGAUGUCCCUACAGACGAUGAAGAAAAUUGUAAAAGCCAUCCACAUCUCUGGACUCAAUCAUGUGGAAAAUAAGGAACACUACACAGAGGUUCUGGAGAAUCUGGGGAACAGUCACCUGAUGCAGGAUAAUAACGAGAUCUCCACAGGCUUCCUGAACCUGGCUGUGUUCACACGAGAGAUCACAGCACUCUUCAAAAACCUGGUGAAAAACCUGAACAACAUAAUUUCUUUCCCUCUGGAGAACGUGCUAAAGACUGAGUUGAGAGACAGCAGGCUGGAGCUGAAAAAACUGAUGGAGAAAAGCUGGAAGGAUUAUGAUGCUAAAAUAGGCAAGCUGGAGAAAGAAAGGAGGGAGAAACAGAAACAGCAUGGAAUGAUCCGGUUGGAAUCAACAGACACAGUGGAGGACAUGGAAAGAGAAAGAAGGAACUUCCAGCUGCAGAUGUGUGAGUAUUUACUGAAGAUUCAGGAGCUGAAAGUUCGACAAGGUCCAGAUCUACUGCAGAGCCUGAUCAAGUACUUUCAAGCCCAACUUAAUUUUUUCCAGGAUGGACUAAAGGCCGCAGAGAAUCUGGGUCCAUUUGUGGAGAAGUUAGCAGCCUCUGUACAUACGGUUCGUCAUGAGCAGGACGAAGAAGUAAAACAGCUCUCUCAAUUGCGCGACUCACUUAGAACACAACUACAGGUGGAUGGCAAAGAGGAUUUUCUAAACAGAAAGAACUCUGGCCAUGGAUAUAGCAUUCACCAGCCUCAAGGCAAUAAGAAAUAUGGCACAGAGAAAUCUGGAUUCCUUCUUAAGAAGAGUGAUGGGAUCAGAAAGGUUUGGCAGAAGAGGAAGUGUGGGGUUAAAUAUGGCUGUCUCACCAUUUCACACAGCACGAUCAACAGACCACCCGCAAAGCUCAACCUCCUGACAUGUCAGGUGCGGCCCAACCCUGAGGAGAAGAGAACAUUUGAUUUAGUUACACACAAUCGUACAUACCAUUUCCAGGCUGAGGAUGAACAAGAAUGCAUGAUAUGGGUGUCAGUGCUGCAGAACAGUAAGGAGGAGGCCUUGAACACGGCUCUCGGAGGAGAUCAGCUCCAGUUUCAGGACAGUGGUCUGCAGGAGCUCGUCCGAGCUGUGAUCUCAGGCCUGAGAAAUCAGCCUGGCAAUGAGGCCUGCUGUGACUGCGGAGCCCCAGAACCCACCUGGCUCUCCACUAACCUGGGAAUUCUCACUUGUAUCGAGUGUUCAGGAAUCCAUCGUGAGCUUGGAGUACAUCACUCACGAAUUCAGUCUCUCACUCUUGAUGUGCUGAGCACAUCUGAGCUCCUGUUGGCAGUGAGCAUUGGAAAUGCCAAGUUUAAUGACAUCAUGGAAGUCAACCUGCCCAAUGAUGCAGUCAAGCCCCUCCCAAAAAGCGACAUUAGCUCAGACUUUUUUGGCUUCAUUUUGUUUGCAUGUCUCAGGACAGUGAGGAAGGAGUACAUUGUAGCGAAGUAUGCAGAGCGACGCUACGUCCUCCCAAAAGAACACUCUGAAGCAUACCACGUGCAUGACACUGUGAGGAGCAAAGAUCUCACGUCACUGCUACAGCUCUAUGCAGAGGGAGAGGACCUGUCUAAACCAGUGGCCACACCUGACAGACAGGACCUGAAGGAGACCGGUCUUCUCUUAGCUGUGCGCAUGUCUGAGAAGACUUCUCUGGCUCUGGUGGAUUUUCUAGCUCAGAACUGUGGCUGCCUGGAAAAGAAGACAGCAGAAGGAAACACAGCGCUUCAUUACUGUGCAUUAUACAACAAAUCAGAGUGCUUGAAACUUUUGCUCAAAGCAAAGGCUGUUUUACACACAGUGAACUCAGCGGGUGAGACAGCUCUAGACAUUGCCAAGAGACUGCAGCACAUGCAUUGUGUCGAAUUGCUGGAAUUGGCCCACAGUGGGAAGUUCAACUCUCAGAUCCAUGUUGAAUACACAUGGGAGACGCCACAGGACAUGUAUGACAGUGAAGAUGAUCUGGACGAAAGGGUGAGUCCCCAUCCUAAGGGAUCACGGUCUCCGCUGCUCCCUACUGGCAGCAAUGGUCACUGCUCGGCUGCAUGGAAUUUAAAUAAAGGCAGCCUGGCCAGGACCUAUGAGAACGUUGACUUCCUAUAUCGAAAUCCACCCAAUAACAGCGCCCCCACUAAUGGCUCCAUGCCUCCUCCCCUGCCAGCUAAAGCAAUACAAAGAGGUCGUUCAGAUCCUCAGAUCUCAGGUUCCAUUCCAGAGACUCACGCCCCCUGCCGUCAGAGUUCCCACCCCACCGGUUGCUUUCAGAGAAUCAGCACUUCGUCCCCUGGACCAACACCUGCACACGCUCAUAGCACUGGAGGGUCAAAAGGACACAGACAGACAUUGUCCUGGGAGGGACAACUUUUCUCAGGGGCCGAGGGCAAAAAUCACUCCACCUCACCACAGAGUCAGAGAGGACCUGUCAGUUCAGAGAAGACGACCUCAUAUCGCCGCUCGAGCAGCGGGAGUCAAGGAAAGAGUUCAACCCCGUCUCCAGGGUGUGCUGGCAGUCUGGAGGAACUCUACUGCAGUCCAGUGGGUGGGGCUCCCAACCCUGCACCUCCGCCAGUGAAUGCUAACAACAGUGCCACAGUGCCAGUCAUACUGCCGCCACCUCGCUCACGCAAAAAUGCCAUGAUCUCAUUAAAGGAGAGACCCAAAAAGGUCAGAGCGUUAGUUGACUGUAGAGCAGUUGGUCCCAAUCAGCUGGCUUUCUUUAAGAAUGAGGUCAUCAUAGUGACAGCAACUGACGACCCACACUGGUGGGUGGGCCAUAUAGAGGGAGAACCUUCUAGAAGUGGCUCUUUUCCAGUCAACUAUGUACAUAAAUUAGGAGAAUGAGAUGAACCUCCAGGGACACUCGCAUUACACCACAUGGAACUAGUCUAGACUGUUGCUUUUAUCUUCAGAGCCGCUAGACCUAGAUGCUGUGGAGGCCUGAAAUGCACUUAGAAGAUGAAAGAUUGGAGACCAGACUCUUCCACAGCAUUAGUGUGGAUGCUGUAAGAUGAUCAACUGAUCCGUUUCAGUGCUGCAUGUAAUGUAUCUCAGCUGUUUAUCUGGACUGAAGGUUUGGCAGGUACAUCAUGCCAAUGACUGGACUUGGAACAGGCAGAAAACGGAUGAAAGUUGUCCAGCUUUUAAAACUUCCUGGCUGUGUUGUUUAAGCAAACAACAUCACUUGUUCUAAUUGAUAUUGGCGUUGAGGCAUUUGGACAAACACUUUGAGGUCUCUAAGAGAUUGUCAUCCAGACUUUGAGGCACUGGGUUCAUUUACUGAAGCUCAUCCUGUGGUUGGUUCAGUUGCUCAGUGCUCUCUGGAUUAUUUUAAUGACAUGCCAUUAGUACUGGCUAGACACCAGGUCCUCCAGACAGAGUUAAAGGAUGGUGUAUUUGGUUUCAUCUGUCUCCUCUGCACUGACGUCUCCUAUUGCUGCUGAUUCCCAGACAUCCAGUCUUGCACUGGGAGAUAAAGCAACUUGCAACAUUUAAAAUUAAACACUUGCAGACUUCUAGAAUCCUCAGAUGGAACACCAGGAUGUGAAUAUUAAAUUACAAAAAUAUUCAAAAAGUUUUGACUGCAGAAAGUUUACAAUUCAGUAUUUCAAGCCAUAGGAAACAACUUAACCACAGUACAGGCACUGUUAGGCCUUACAGAGCACAUAAAAACACGCAAGCCACUGCAACCUAGUUAUUUUCACAGUUUAAGUACUUGUGUUUUGGUAGCCUAUUAUUCCAUUUUCUUUGAUUCUAAAAUUCUGUAGUAAAGCAUCUCUUUUCAAGUGUCCAUAUUCUAUGCUAAUGUUUAAAAAUCUCUGUUAGCUUUGUCUAUGAAAAAAGUUCUUUCUGCACUUGCCACCCUCGCUAAGUCUUAUUUGUCUGUAUUGUUAUCGGUCAGCAUUAUGUUUUUAUUUUAAUGGGCUCUCCCUCCAAACUGAGGUGGUUUGUGGUGCAUUUGGGACGUGUCUUGAACCAGCAGACUCUGUAUAAAUGUUUGAUAAACUGAAAGUACACAACAGAUGUUUUCCCUUCUGCCAUCUCAUUGACUUCUGUGAAGCAUUUUUUAGGCAGAGAUGAACAUUACAGCAUGUUGGUUCGGCUGACUUUGUGUUUUAGGAAAGCAAAAGGUAACGCUGCGUGUAAAUUAUGCUUGUGAAAAUUAACCAUUUUGUAUCACUGUAACUUCUUAUAUUAUUGAGAAAUGUCACAUCCAGUUUGUUCAUAGCAUAUUUGAACAAGAUAUUAUUUAGCAUCUAUUUCUAAGAAUGAAAAAUGACAAUUAAAUAUUUGCAAAUCACGUGUUGUCUCUAGGAUAAUCAUACAGUAGAUUACAAAACCUUUGAUCUAACUGAGAUCAUAGUCUAGCCAUUAAAGUGCUUUAUUAUUACAGAACAUAUUGCUUAAAAAAACAUUUUCUGGGGAAAUGGCAUAAGUAUCUU